Vollenhovia emeryi is the source of this 1199-nucleotide messenger RNA. Its product is annotated as transcriptional adapter 1-like. NCBI's taxonomy places the organism in Eukaryota, Metazoa, Arthropoda, Insecta, Hymenoptera, Formicidae. Gene Ontology annotation, cellular component: SAGA complex. Gene Ontology annotation, molecular function: transcription coactivator activity. Gene Ontology annotation, biological process: regulation of transcription by RNA polymerase II. The record is from RefSeq and is a predicted model, not a curated record. The transcript is spliced from 6 exons. Bases 146 to 1099 code for a protein of 317 amino acids.
AAAUCAUUGAGCGCUCGUUCAACAGUUGUGUCUGCUGAACGCGGCCAAUGUUCCCUCCUUUACCUCCGUGGUCACAACCUCACAAUCCUCACAUUGCUCACAACAACGCUCGUGUGCGCCACCGAGGAAACGAGAGCCCUGGAAAAUGACCACUUCUAAGGAUUUAAAUUUGGCCAGGAAAAAUCUUGUGGCGUCGCUCGGCGAAAACUCAAAAGUGUACUUCGAGAAGAUGAAGCUGUGGUUCCAGAUGAAGACCACGAAAGAAGAAUUCGAUUGCGAGGCUCGCAAUCUCAUGACGGAGAAUCAGGUCCACCUGCACAACGAAUUCCUGCUGUGUCUCUUUAACAAGGUUCGCGGAUUGGCCGCCGUCACGCCGACCAAGAUAGACAGGGACAAAGUUUCCAAGGAGAGAAGACUGAGGUUGAAGCGCAAGUACAAGACUGACAAGUCAAACUUCGAGCCGGCGGACAUGUACGUGGAAGUGUUAGGCCAGGCGUCGUCGCCCGUGGGGGACGAGCCUAUAGGCGCCAAUCGCUCCAGCGCCCAGGAACUCGUCCUGCCGGAUCGCACCUUCGUACUAGCUCGAUUAAUGCUCGCGGCGUGGGAGAAUAAUAUGGACGGGGCCGAGGAUAAUACCGCGCACAUCGUUAUAGCCGCGACGCAGAUCUUCUUGAAAAAUAUACUCACCGCGGUUUUCACGCGUAGGAAAGGAUACGCCGUCCGGGACGGCUCUUUCAUCUAUAACAUAGGAGAGCCAGUGCCUAGUUCGUGGAAGAGAAACUCCAUGUACUUAAAUCCGCUGAAUUUCGGGCCGACAGAAGUAAUGGAACCCUACGGCCAGAUCCCCGCGGCGAAAUCAAGUUUCGAGGAGGCCGAACAGGCCACUGCCUUUUCGUACGCUUGUUCCACGCAAACCACGCGUUUACCGUUAAAACCAGUGAGCACGGCCGAUUUGCAGUACACAUUGAAGAUUUAUAAAAAUCUCGUUAGCAAUCACACCAUAUAUGCUACCAAUAUGGAACGAUUGUACACAUACGCUACUCACCCGACGUGGGAAGAUUUGGAGGCAAAAAAGUUACUGUGUCAACCAUCGACAUGAAGGAUUCUCGAUAUGGUCUUGAUAUAUACUUUAUUCUUCGAUUAUUCUUUAGUUUUACAGUAGACUUUUAUUAAAAUAAAACUGUAACUUAUUCCUCCUC